AUGAGAAAUGAGAACAGAAGAGAAUAAAAUAAAAUCCAAUUAAUUGAAAAAAUAGAUGUUAAAAAUUCACCAUUAAAAUAAUUAAAUUCAUCAAUAAAUGAAGAUAGGUAGAAGAGAUUUGAUAAUAGUUAAGAUAUAGAUAUACAACAAUAAAGAGCAGAAAGGAUGAAGUUGUAAAAUGAAUGA
This is a messenger RNA of Paramecium sonneborni, 186 nucleotides long. NCBI's taxonomy places the organism in Eukaryota, Ciliophora, Oligohymenophorea, Peniculida, Parameciidae. The record is from the annotation of a GenBank genome assembly.